AUGGCUGUCCUUCAAAGCCUGCUGCUUUGGAUGAUCGCAUAUGUGGCACUACAUGGUGCCUCCGGACACCGUGUGCAUCAAAUGGCUCAUGUAUCAGACGAACGGUUCAUGGCCUUGGAGCUGAAGGAAGAGGACGAAGAGGAGAUGCGGAAGGAAGCAGUGAAGUCAUUCAAACCACCUAAAGUGUGGAUGCCGACCGUGGAUUUGAUGAAAUGUUUCAUUCAUAAGGUGCAGCUCCACCGGAACUCCAGCACCACCAUCUUCGAACAAACUCGAAACAUUCUUGAAUAUGAAGAUCCAAGAGCAUGGGGUGCAAACUGGACCGGCUUCUUCUUCACGGUGAACUUCACAAACGAGGGAGGAGUGGAUGCUUUGGGUUUGCGCAAAGAGUGGCUCUCGCUUGUCCUGCAGUCCAUCGUGCUGCCAGCUGGCCAUGCAGACACGACAGGCUUGCAGUGCAUCAGCAGUGGCAAGUGCGGAGAUGAGGGCACACCGCAAUACUUGCUCAAAGCCUUGCCAUCUGGAGAGCUGGUGCCCAUCAGUGUGGAAGAGAUCGAAGCAUCGGAAGAGGUCGAAGCAUCAGGACAGACUGGGAGAGGCGGGAGAAUCGGAUCCAUGUUGAAAUUUGCCUAUGACGCUUACGAUUCGGCAUAUGAAAGGUUUCUCGGCGAAAAAGACAACGCAGAGAAGCUGCCUUCUGCCGCCCGCGUGCGUUUCCAGUUUUUGGGGAAGUGGCUGGCUCGGGCUCACAUCGUCACGGACCUGGGUUUCGCGCCAAUGGGUCUCCACAGUAUCAUUUACCAGAGCUUGGUGGCCGGUUAUGUGGUCACGCCCCAAACCACUUCUUUCUACAACAAGGAGGACACCAUCCCUGUCUGUGAGAAGCUGGCGGCCAUAUGGAUGCGACGUAGCCCGCAGGAGCUGCAAAGCUACGGAUGGCUGAGCUGCGAUGAAGUUAAGGACCACACAGGCAAGUACACCCAGGCCAGUUGCUACAAGCCAAUCUUCCGGGAUGAAAUGAUGUGGGAUGCUCUCUAG
Durusdinium trenchii is the source of this 1038-nucleotide messenger RNA. The record is from the annotation of a GenBank genome assembly. NCBI's taxonomy places the organism in Eukaryota, Dinophyceae, Suessiales, Symbiodiniaceae.